CGAACUGGCUGCUUCUGCUUUCAAGGGGUGUCAUCUUACCACCCUACCCCCACCCCAGAGUCCUCAGCCUUUCAGGGGGGUGCCUACUGGCCAGACAAGGCUGGGCACACCCCCCCCACCCCCCCGCCAGGAGCCUGAGGCUGCCAGCAGCCCUGGGCGGGAAGGGUGCCUGGUGUUCCGAGUGCCCGGUGCCCUGUGCGGAGCCUUGGCCGCCUGACCCCCAGAGACACAGAGGCACGCUCCCCACUUGGGUUUCAUGGAUUCCCAGCCCAGCUGCGUGGUGGUGACUGGUUUUGGGCCCUUCCGGCAGCACCUGGUGAAUUCCAGCUGGGAAGCAGUGAAGGAGCUGUCCAAGCUGGGCCUGAACAGUGACAAGAACAUAGAGCUGCGGAUUCUCCAGCUGCCUGUAGAUUACAGGGAGGUGAAGCAGAAGGUCACCAGAAUCUGGGAAGAUCUUAAACCACAAUUCGUUGUGCACAUCGGCAUGGACACCUCCGCCAAGGCCAUCAUUCUGGAGCAGUGCGCCAAGAACCGGAGCUACCAGGACGCCGACAUCCGGGGCUUCCGGCCGGCUCGCGGCGAGUGCCUUCCGGAUGGCCCGGAAGUGAUCGCGUCGGAGGUCAGCAUGAAGGCAGUGCGCAAGCGCAUUGCCGUGGAGGGUGUGGAGGUGAUCUUUUCUCGAGAUGCCGGCAGAUACGUCUGUGAUUACACCUAUUACCUGUCUUUGCAUCAUGGAAAUGGGUACGCGGCCCUCAUCCACGUGCCUCGGUUAUCCCUUUGGUUCCCAGCCAGGCUGCUGGGCAAAGCCUUGCAAGUCAUCAUCCAGGACAUGCUGGAGGAGCUGAGAAAGCCUGAGCUUGAAGCCUCGUUCGCAGAAAACUCAACCGUGGCGAUUCCAGCCCAGGGGAACCAAUUGGGGGACUGCUCCUUUAGAGAAAAUUAAAUGUUUCAAUCCUGUGUGCAGAGUUCAGCUGUGCUUUGAGAGACUUUUAAAAAAUGGCUUGUAAAACAGUUUACACGAGGAAAAAAAAGCUCUGAAUUAGCCCAACGAAAUCACAAAGGGUUAUUUUAUUGUCAGAAGAAAGAAGAACACUCUGAAAGGCAGACAUUUCACAAGGGAUUAACUAGCUUCAGUUAUGGUUUUCAUGACAAUAAAAUGAAAUCCUAGUAAUUUUUUUUUUCUUUUAAAAAGACUGCGCAGGGGCCUGUGGAAUCCUGCCCAGAUUGCUAAGACCGCAGACCUGCUGGGCAGAGCUGCAUGUGGUGGGUUGAUCUGUGACCAGCUGGCCAGGGGGAAAAACCGGGGCGGGGAGCAGCCGCUUGGUACCCCCUCCCUGGCUUCUACCCUCAUGCAUCAAGUGCCGUGUGCUGCUUCUGCUCCUUGAAUCUCUACAGUUUGGUUUUUCUUUUUCUACUCUUUUUAGUAGUAAAAUUGUAUUUAAUAUACAACAUAAAAUUUACCCU
This is a messenger RNA of Mustela lutreola (European mink), 1464 nucleotides long. RefSeq names its product pyroglutamyl-peptidase I like (gene PGPEP1L). NCBI's taxonomy places the organism in Eukaryota, Metazoa, Chordata, Mammalia, Carnivora, Mustelidae. The coding region runs from base 257 to 943 and encodes 228 amino acids. Gene Ontology annotation, biological process: proteolysis. The transcript has 5 exons. Gene Ontology annotation, molecular function: pyroglutamyl-peptidase activity. The record is from RefSeq and is a predicted model, not a curated record. Gene Ontology annotation, cellular component: cytosol.